UCUCUUUGUUCCAGAUGCCAUCACGACAAUAAUCGUCAUAUCGCUAGCGGUAUCACGCACCAAUCAAAGACUGAUUUUAAGUAGACAUUCCCGCUCGUUCCGAGAAAUGCGAUAGCCAUGUUCAAGCUUCUAGGAGGAUUAAGCGUGUACUUCAAGUACCAGCCAAUCAAGACUGACAAUGCUGUGUUCAGACUGCACAACGUUUUUACGACAGUUCUGCUGCUGACUUGCUCGCUGAUAAUCACAGCGACGCAGUAUGUGGGCCAGCCGAUACAUUGCAUAUCCGGACCCGGCCUCCCCAACCAUGUGGUCAACACGUUCUGCUGGAUCACCUCCACGUUCACUAUGCCAGAUGCGUUCGCUAGAGAGGUGGGCAAGGAAGUCGCGCAUCCGGGCAUCAUGAACGAGUACGACAGCACGCAAGCCAAGAAGUACUACUCGUACUACCAGUGGGUGUGCUUCGUGCUGUUCUUCCAGGCCAUAAUGUGUUACACGCCCAAGUACCUUUGGGAUGCCUUUGAAGGAGGGUUACUUCGGACCAUAGUCAUGGGUCUGAAUAUAGGCAUCUGCCAUGCGGAGGAGAAGGAGAAGAAGAUGGAGGUCAUCAUUGGAUACCUCAUCAGGCAUGAAAGGCGGCACAAGCUCUACGCGUUCCGCUACUGGGGCUGCGAAUUGCUCUGCCUGGUGAACAUCGUCCUCCAGAUGUGGAUGAUGGACAGCUUCUUCAACGGCGAGUUCCUCUCCUACGGCACAAGAGUGCUGGGUUAUAGCGAGGUGCCUCAGGAGGAGAGAUACGACCCAAUGAUCUACGUGUUCCCGCGCGUCACCAAGUGCACGUUCCACAAGUACGGUGCGUCCGGCACCAUACAGACGCACGACAGCCUCUGCGUGCUGCCGCUUAACAUCGUCAACGAGAAGACGUUCAUCUUCCUGUGGUUCUGGUACAUCAUACUCGCUGUGAUCCUCGCCUUGCUCGUGGUUUAUAGACUAGUGAUAAUCUUCGUGCCUUCAGUCCGGCCUAGGCUGCUCCACGCUAGAUCUAGGACCAUACCGAUCGAGUCUGCGCUGAUCGUCUCGAGACGGACGGACGUGGGUGAUUGGUGGUUGCUAUAUAUGCUCGCGAGGAAUAUGGACCCGCUUAUAUACAGGGAACUAAUAGCGGAGCUGAUAAAGGGGAUGGGCGAGAAGAGGGGACCGCGUGCGUGACGCACGAAGCGGGAGCGGGACAUCGCCGUGCUCGCCGUGUGACGUCACACCUUCCUACUGUACAUAUAGAGCUUUCUGGUAAAUGGGGGUAGCUGGAUGAGUGACUCGACUAUUUUUAGGAUGCUCUGAUAUUGAAAUUCGUGUUGUGAAAUUUGAGAUUGGCGGGAAUUGGGGGUAGAUGGGGAAAUUGUAAUUGCGAUUCUGUAAAGUACCCGCAAGUAAUGUAAAGUUAAUUAUUGGUAAUUUGUGGUGGACGAUAAUGGUAUAUUGACGAAUCUUGAUGGUACUGAAUAUAUUUAUUAUCUUGGGGGUGCUUAAAUUUUGGUUAAAAUGUUGCCAUAUUUAAAAAACCCUAGUUUUAAUGCAUUCGUGUUUAUUUUAUACAGAAAUAUGUAAUUGUGAUUGCAAUGAUUACACGUGUCUUGAAAAUUGUAUUAAAAUUUUAAAAUUGUUUCGGAUAAAUAAUAAAAAAUGCUAGAAUGAAUUGAUCAUAUCUUGAAUCUAUUGAAAAUCUUAAAGCGUUUAAUUUCUUCGAGCUACUCUUAAAUUUCGUCGUUCAUAGUUUCAGAGAGUCUAUGAGGGUAGAAUGACAUUUCCAGCUACCCGCCAUUAAGGUUUAAUUAUAAUUAAGGUUUCGAUAAGACCCUAUGUUACGUCUGAUACUGGCCUUAAGUGUACAUAUGAUUUCCUUUGCGUAGUUUUUUAAAUGAUGCUGAAUGAAGUUAGAAUUACACAAGUAUAAAACUUUUGAGUGGUUUUGAAAUGAAAUUGAACUGAAAAUUUGCUCUGUUACUAUUGAGAGAAAUACUCCGUAUAUAAUUAUAGCAUUAUUAACAGAUGAUUUCAAGCGAUAAUGUUAUUUGAAUCUGUAUUAUGUAUACAUAGGAAUCAUUAUCCAAUGCUCGAUUCAAUGGAUGCAUCUAAUAUUUUUUAUGCAAUUUAUUUUGCAAUUCUAUGAUUGCAUGAAACUUCUUUGAUUUAUUCGUUUUCUAUCAAAUUUAAACUCUAUUUAAUUUAUUGAUCUUUGUUUCUUUUUCUGACAUUACUUACAAUUCAGAGCGUCAUUCCGUAUUUUAAAUUAAUUUUUCGAUAGUAAAUGUUACAUUUUCACUUCAAUAUUUUAUAGUUUCCUAUGAAGUUGCCAUAAUCGAAUAUUAAUAAUAACAAUAUUAAAAAAUAGGGAAUUUUUCAAAGAUACUGUUAAAAGGCCUUAAUUUAUUCAUUUUAAAAAUCUCACGAGUGAAUCUCACAUUUUUUCUUUACAAUAUAAUAUAUACUUUUUGGAAUUAUUUCCAGGAUAACAAAUCUUUACUGUAUAUCUCAUUAAAAAGUAAUAAUACGAACCAAUUAAACCUAGCAUGUGUCACAUGUAAGAUAAUGACUAUCCCCAAACAUCAAAUACUGUACACCACUUUCGAAGUGGCGGAUUAUCAUACACUUCAAAUCCAUUAUGAAAAUUCUUGCCAAGUUAAUUCAAAAGAACAAAAAAAUAAUAAAUAAACAAAGUUAUAUCUUAUAGUAAUGUUACAUUUUGAUGAAUUGUUAUUUGCUCUGUAAGCAACAUCACACUAACAAUUUUAUGUUAAUCAAAUUGUAAUAGAUAACAUUAUUGGCCGAUUUGACGGCCUCUGAAUAUGUUCUGCUUAACUUAUCUGACAGAUAAAUAACAUGGAAUAUUUUUCAAUAAAAUAAUAAUUGUAGCCUAAUAAAAACUCAUUUUGUUUAUUUUAUAAAUGAAAGCUGACAGACAAACUAAAUCAUAGAAUAUAUUCAGGAGUUGUGAAGCUGCCAGUAAACACGUCUAGGUUGUUCUGGGGUUGGAAACGUAAUGCUGUAUUUGAACUAAAUAGUGUAAUUUAUAAAGCGUAAGGGUCACCGCACACGGGACACUAGCGGCAGUCACAGACUCUGCGAGAUAUGAUUUGGACCGUGAGUCCAUAUAAAAUGUAUAGAAACUUCGACAAAUAUUCCGGUGGCGGUGUUUUGUGAUUAUGGUCGGUUGCCCGUGUGCGGGGAUCCGAAUUGUCUUUGUCGUAUGAAGGGUUGGUUAAAUGGUCGUAAGGUAAAAACAAUUUUUGGCGUACAAAAAUGCUUUUUUUUUUAAAGUUUUGUGAUGUGUUAAUUUCUUAGUAGAUAUACAGCAGUCCCAUUGUCAAGUAUGGGCCCAGAUGUAGAACACCAAUUGGGCACUGGGACACCUGUAUUUUUUAUUAGAUUGCGUAUACAGGAUGUUCCAGUGAAGACAGUCAGGCAUUGGUCCAUAGUAAGAACACCCCUUGGAAACUGGGACACCUGUAUUUCUAACCCUUUUGUAUUCCCUAACUGAGUACCUUUUUGAUAUUAUUACAAGGUUAUAUAGGUUGUAUUUAGCAUUAAGACGUGUAUUCAUUCUAAAUUUAAGGGGACCUGAUUUACAGUAGAAUCGCAUUUUUUAUUCAAACGUAGACAUUGUUAAUUCGCUCUCGGGUUUCUCGGUUGUGUCAAUUAAUCUAUACCUAUAAAUAUGAAGAGUUUGUUUGUUUGAACGCGGUAAUCUCCGGAUCGACUGCGCGGACUUUAAAAGUUUAUUUCACCGUAUCAGAUCCCUGAUGUACCACGGCCGAAGACGGGACGGCCGCUUGUAUAUGAUAUAUUUUUGGUCAAAUAUCUUCAAUUGUGCCAAUUGUCUAUAACAUUUUGUUUUAUUCCACGCGAUAUGUAUGUUUAUUUCAUAACAAUAUUAUGUAUAUACGCUUUUAUAUGAAUAUCGACCCUAUUCUAAUGCAGUAAAGAUCUAUUUUACAUGCAAAAUCUAAGAGCUUAUUUCCAGCGCUCGCAUCAAAUAAUUUGCCUCUAAUACAUCGAUUCAAACACUUUUACCUUAAUAUCGUAUGCACUAAGCAUGAAAGAGAGCAAUAAUUAUAUUUUGUCAAUGAUUAAUUAUGUUUAUUAGUUAAUGCUUUAUUAAAAUGACUUAUGACCAACUUUUAUGUAAUUUUUCACCUAAAAUAUAAAAGUUGCUAAAAUAAUGAAAUUAAUAUUUGAGAUCUUUUAAUUUCAAUAAAACCAAUCAAAUUUACGGAUAAUUUAUGGAAUCUUUAUUAUAUAUUACAGUGAAAAUGUACCUCGCGGAUAAUGUUGAAGUUCUUAAAAAGGCGCUAAAGCUAAGUGUUUAAAUACUAAAAUUGAUUGAUACGUAAUGAAUGCUACGUGCGAGCGAGACGGCAUUACAUCAAAAUUGCGUUAGAGCGAGCGAGAUGCAAUGUAGUGUAUGAUUGCAAUUUUUAUUGACACGAUUUAUAAGCUAUGUAUUAAAUUAAAAUAUUAUUAUGUAUAUAAAAUACACGUUUGUUUGUAUGUUGUAUAUCAUGUUUGUAUGACAUAUCGGAUAUCGGAGUGCACACUUGUGUUUGUCGUGAGAUUCGUGUGAAAUGGCCUAAAACGUGUUCAUUUAAAUAUAUACAAUGGUUUCGAUAAUUUUACACAAUAUUAUAGUGUUUAUUACGUGACAUGUUUGGACGAGACAGAAUUCCACAUUCAAAAUUAAUUUAACUUUUUUAAAGGCAUAGCAAUAAUAGACUGGAAAUAAUUUUAUAGUUAAUUUUGUCUUAUCAAACGAUGUCACUAUAUUAAACGCUGUGAUUACGGACUGAUUGUACAUGUAUACAUUGUUAUUAUUACUAUAAUAAUUGACAUUUGUAAAGUGACCAAUGAGAGGGCUCAAUGCGUCUCGGCUCGUCUCUCAUUGGCUGCUCGAAUAUCAUCGAUUUGACAUGUGUGUAUGGAUUAGGGAUUAUUAUCCUGGUCCCUUAUUGGCUAUUGUGGGAGUGACGGGUGAUCUUAUAAGUUUUUUUAAAUAUUGCCCAAUGGCAGACCGCGAUGCGUUCGGACUAAUCUCUGAUUGGUUAAAAGCAAUCUUAAGUGAAAUAUUGACUAUUGUUAUUAUCUUAAAAUUAGAGUUAAAGUAAUUGAGGCAAUAAUCUCUUAAUUUUUCCAAUUGCGUGUAUACACACAGAAAUUAAGUUUGGGAGUUUAAUUUUUAAGUGCCAAGUUUCACUAUUACACAUAAAUAAAAUGGGCUGAGUGUUGCAUACAUAUGUAGUUAUAGGAAACUAAAGGAAGAAAGAAGGAGGAAAGGAGACCUAUAUAUUACACUAUCAUCUCUUUCGAAGGGAUUAUGUUUUGUUAGAUCGAGACGGAUCGGGUUGAUUAUAAAAUAUCAUUAAUUUUUUUUUUUUGCUUUGAAAUAAAAAUAUGUGUCCUAAAAUUUUCUGUAUUUUUGGUUGUGUAUUUAUAGAAGCGAACAAUUUACAUUUUUUGUAUGAUAAUUUAUUUGAUACUUGCAACCCUCGGCUCAUUAUUUCCUACGAUUGUCUUAAGGUUGUGAUAUACAAACAUACUGUCUGCCUUAUAUGUUGCAAUAACCUUUGAAAUUUAGACUAGACUGUUGUUGAGACUAUUUCCCGAAUAUUAUAUAGAAUUGCUCAAUUUUUCUUGAUUUUAUUAAAUUUAUAUUGGAAAUUUUCCACUACAUAACCGGUACCUUUUCAUUUGUUUGUGAAGAAGAUUUACACGUGAACUAUGAUAUUAUGAAUAAGCGUUGUCUCUGGUAUUGUAUGGAUGUUGAUUUUGCACGUUUGGUCAAAUGGCUUGAUCCAACUUGUGUUAUAACGGUCUGUCUACACAGUUUUGAACGAUUUCUCCUUCAUGCUUCACUUGACUGUGUAGACGGAGCUUUGCGAAAUGAAUAUUGUCUAUGGUAUCAAAAGACAUUUAACGGAAGUUCAAAUGAUUGCCAUGUCGGCUUUAGUUAUAAUCUCGCAUUUAUUUUAGUUUUAAAUUUUUCCAAUAUUUGUGUUUAGUUGUAUUUUGUAGCGAAUUUUUAAUAUAAUUUAUUAAUUUAUUAAGUUCUAAUGUAUCCAACAAAUGAUAUUUUUUGUAAUAAGUUGAAAUUAUAUGACUUCGAUUUUUUGA
Messenger RNA from Zerene cesonia (dogface butterfly), 6159 nucleotides. It is a transcript of the gene ogre, whose product is annotated as innexin inx1. The record is from RefSeq and is a predicted model, not a curated record. The transcript is spliced from 7 exons. Gene Ontology annotation, molecular function: gap junction channel activity. NCBI's taxonomy places the organism in Eukaryota, Metazoa, Arthropoda, Insecta, Lepidoptera, Pieridae. The coding region runs from base 118 to 1206 and encodes 362 amino acids. Gene Ontology annotation, cellular component: plasma membrane; gap junction.